AUGCAGAUCCCCUUUCACGCCACCCUAACCCCAGGCCCCCACUCAGCCGUCCCCAGCCCUCCUAUCACCCUCGACCGUGACUGCCGGUCCCUGAGGAGAGCAGGGAAGGACCGACCACCGUGUAGAGGACAUGCAUCCAGGAAGGCGGCAGGAGUGGAGGCCAGGCGGGUGUCCACCAGCUUGAAGAUGGCAGAUGGUGGGGACGUGGCCUCUGGGGCUCCCCAGCCCACCUGCAUCAAGGUGGACAUCCACCAGGAGUCGGCUCUGGCCAAGCUGCUGCUGAGUAGGUGUCCCCUGCUGCAGCCCCACGUGCCCUCGCCGCACGCCGCCUCCCGGGCCCUGGGCCACCGCCGGCUGCUGGUGGCCUCCUGGGCGGUGCAGAUCAUGCUGGGGGUGUUCAGUGGGGUCCUGGGGGGAUUCCUCUUCAUCUCCUACUACACCACGCUGCUUGGAUCGGGAGCCCCCAUCUGGACAGGGGCCGUGGCUGUGCUGGCUGGAGCUGUCGCCUUCAUUUAUGAGAAACGAGGUGGCACCUACUGGGCCCUGCUGAGGACCCUGCUCGCCCUGGCAGCUUUCUCCACGGCCACAGCCGCCAUCAUCAUUGGGGCUAGAAGUUUCCAUGAGUACCACCAUUUUCUCUUUAAUGGUAUCUGUGAUGUCUCCCCUUCCUGGAGGCCCACCGGGGCCCCCAGCUCUCCGAGUGCAGACGAGGGAAGGCUGCAGCUGUGCACCUCCUAUGUGAACAUGCUGAAGGCCCUGUUCAUAAGCAUCAAUGCCAUGCUGUUGGGGGUCUGGGCUCUGCUGCUUCUAGCGUCUCUGGUCCCCCUGUGUCUGUGCUGCUGGAGAAAAUACCGAUCUAAGGAGAAAAGAGACCCUCCCUUGGAAGAAACUGCUGGGAGUGAGUGA
Molecule: messenger RNA, 906 nt
Organism: Globicephala melas (long-finned pilot whale)
Lineage: Eukaryota; Metazoa; Chordata; Mammalia; Artiodactyla; Delphinidae
Source: RefSeq, a predicted model, not a curated record